CUUAACCUAAUUGAUUCGUAAAAGGUCUUAAAGCACCGUCACAAGUACCAAAUCAGUUAGUUCUACUCACUUCAUUAAACGAUUUAGCAAGACGGUAACAUUACAACCAAAUCUUAGCAUUUCUGUUCUAUAUUGGUUCCGGCAUGAGGCUUGUUUAUUUGGUGGCUCUUUGUAGCCACUUUCUUCUGAAAACUCAUGGCUAUGAAACUGACAUAGCUUAUCGGAUCUGUGAAGAUAACACCUACACUGGUUGCCAUGACUUUUGCCGCAGGGGCUGUAAUGGCACCGAGUACAGUUGCUUACAUCGCUGUCAUAAAGGUUGCGGAUGUAUUCAAGCCUCAAUCAUACGGAAUAACGGAGGCUGCCGGAGGUUGGUGGUGUGUGAGGCGAAUGAAAGGGAUUCUGCAUCGCUAGAAAACCAGGACUAUGCCGGAGACUAUGUAACGGAUUGGUGGCAUGACGAGGAGGCUAUACGUGAAGUUGCGGAAACAAUUGUAGAACAUCAUAAGGUUGAUGAGCCGCAUGAGGAUGCGCUGCAUGAUAAACCAGCACAUGAUGAACCGGCACGUGAUGAACCGGCACAUGAUAAUGAUCAGGGACAUGCCGCUGAGGGAGCGAUCGUUGAUGAUCAUGGUGGAGAGCUGAAAGAAGCGAUUGAAAAAGGGAAGAAAAUCGUUGCAAGUGGGUAGUAUCCUUCUUUCUAGGUUUAUAAUGUUUGAUUUUUAAAAAAAAUUUGAAUAAGAAUAAACUUUUUAAACUUUAAUUAUGGCUAAAAGAAGAUUACUAAGAUCUCAGUGAGCUCUAUCAAACAGCUGUA
This is a messenger RNA of Drosophila eugracilis, 817 nucleotides long. RefSeq lists its product as uncharacterized. The transcript has a single exon. The coding region runs from base 144 to 689 and encodes 181 amino acids. The record is from RefSeq and is a predicted model, not a curated record. Lineage: Eukaryota; Metazoa; Arthropoda; Insecta; Diptera; Drosophilidae.